UUUUAGCAUUUUUGGUGGAGAAGAAGGAAAAAAAAGAAUGGUGUACUCUUCAUAUCACUACACACCCAAGUACUACUCUACACUCCAAGACUCCAUCACCACACUCUGUAAAUCCAUUCUUCCUUUCAGCUUCAAGAAACGCUCUCUCCCGCCAGCCGAACACAACCUCUCCAAGCUCCAAUCUGAUAACCUCAAAUGGCAACAGAAUUCCUUCCAUCAGGUUCUCAACCUCAUGGCUCUUCACUCCGAAGGAAUUCUCGCUCAAUCUGAGGUCACUGCUUUCAGAACUAACUUGCUUGACACCCUCAUUGCUUCUCCCCCUCAACAAGAACACCCACUUAUUUUGAGAGACAAGUUGCUCUUUCUACAGCAGGAGCUGCUUUAUGCCAAAUGCAUUUCUGAAGAAGAAUACCAUUCUUCAAAGAGGCCUUUGCUGCAGAGAUUGGCGGUUCAAGGGGCUCAUAUUGAAGCUACAGAUGUCAUUGCGGCAAGGCCUAAGGAGAAGGAGGACCCCAAAGAGACUACUUCAGAAGAAGAGUGGUCGGUCAUUGACUUGAGAGAUGACAAGGACAAAGACAGCUCCGUGAGUUCGAAGAAUAAAUCAGCUAGGAAGCACAUUAAAGGAGCAGCCUCUGUUUUCGGGUUUGGAUCUUCUCACAAACAUGGCAAGAAUGGCAUGGAGAAAAGCGUCUUUGAAUUACCCUCCCAUCCAUCCAAGGGUAGUUCAAUUCUCAUGGAGGAAAGUGGGCCUCCAGAGAAGUUGAAGAGAAAGCCGUUUGUUACUUUGUUCCAAAGGGAGCCAAAAGAGGAACAUGGUGGUGGUGAAGCACAUCAGAUAGCAGGGAAAUCAGUGAAGAAGCAAUGGGGGUUUGAGGGGUUUAAGAAAUGGAAGAGAAGUGAGUUAGAUGAUGAGAAUGAGAGAGAGGCUUGUCAACAUCUUGGGGAGGGACCAGACACCAAGUUGAUCAAGAAGAAGUUGCAUGCUGAUGGUUCCCCAUCUGAUUUCUUCAUAGACAAGGUUUUGGGAGAUAAGAUCAAGAAGGAGCUCUCUAGAAUCCAGACAGAACUCAGCACCACAAACCCAAAUCUUAGAUUCACGAAUGAUCAGAUUGAAGCAAUCUCAACCAAAAUACCAGUGGACAAGGCUGAGUUGAAAAAUUACUUUCCCAAAUCAUGGUGUGACCGAUACGGCGACGUCGUGCUGGAUGUGGUGAAGAAAGAAUUCAAGGAACAUGUGGGAGAAAUGGAGAACAUGCGCAACAUUGCGAGAGAGAAACACAGCAGCAACUCAAAUCGGUGGACAACGUUUGGCAAUGACGAAAACAUGCAUCCGAAUUCAGUUCGCAGCAGUUACAUCAAUCCAUUUUCUCAGGGUUACUCUCAGACCAAGUGGAACUAA
This is a messenger RNA of Arachis stenosperma, 1399 nucleotides long. RefSeq lists its product as uncharacterized. NCBI's taxonomy places the organism in Eukaryota, Viridiplantae, Streptophyta, Magnoliopsida, Fabales, Fabaceae. The record is from RefSeq and is a predicted model, not a curated record. The transcript has 5 exons. The coding region runs from base 38 to 1399 and encodes 453 amino acids.